AUGAGCAGUGAAAACGAACCUCUAAUUUCGAGCGCAGAACAUGAGCACAACUCUCGUACACUUCGCAACCGCGCACUCGUCUGGUCUGCGCUGGCUGUUGUAAUCAUCGUUGUUGCAGUCGUCGCACUGGUCGACCCAGGCUUUGUAAGCGAUAUUGGACUGUCAGAAAAGCUGCCCCGGGAUCCUAAGCUUGCAGCACAGCGUGUGCUCGACACUGCUCCGGUCAUCGAUGGGCACAUUGAUCUUCCUCUACUUGCUCGCCUCGGCUGGCGCAACAACGUUACCGACGUUCCUCUUGACGGUCAAAUGCCCAUGCAUGUAGAUAUUCCACGUUUGAGGGAAGGGAAAGUCGGAGGAUUCUUUUGGUCUGUGUAUGUAGAUUGUGCAAGCCCUGAAGAUGAGGGCCCCGAUUUCUUGAAGGCUUCCUGGCGCGUCCGAGACACCCUCGAGCAAAUUGACGUCGCAAAGGGCCUGAUAUCGAAGUAUCCUGACGAUUUUGCAUACGCUGUCAGCGUGAGUGGCAUCAAAUCAGCAAUAAAAGACCACAAAAUCGCGAGCAUUCUAGGUGUUGAGGGUGCCCAUCAAAUCGGGAACUCUAUUGCCGUCCUCCGCCAGUACUACGAGCUUGGGGUUCGCUACGUAACUCUGACCCACGGUUGUCACAACGCUUUCGCCGACUCCUGCGGUAUCUUCAUACCGAGUGCCCCACGACACUACGGCCUCAGCCCUCUUGGCUUUAAGCUUGUGGAGGAGAUGAACAGACUUGGAAUGCUUGUUGAUCUUUCUCAUACUUCUGACAUGACUGCAACGCAAGCCCUGCUGCAUUCUAAGGCACCAGUUAUCUGGUCCCAUUCAUCUGCUAGAGCCAUUCACAAUGUUGCCCGCAAUGUGCCUGAUGAAGUGCUUAGUCUCGUCGGUUUCGGCGAAGGGCAAAGGGACGCUGUUGUUAUGGUCAACUUCAAUGGCCCAUUCGUUGCUGCCGAUGACGAGGCUGAUCUUGCAGCCGUCGCCGAUCACAUUGAGCAUAUUGCAAAAGUUGCUGGAGUAAAACACGUCGGAAUUGGAAGCGACUAUGAUGGGAUUACAAUCACUCCGAAGGGACUCGAGGAUGUUUCAAAAUAUCCUGCUCUUAUCGCUGAGUUGUACCAACGCGGAUGGAGUAAGCAAGAACUAGUUGGGCUCACUGGGGGCAAUUUCCUCCGGGUGUUUGAGGGUGCAGAGAAAGUGGCCAAAGAAUUGCAGGCUGCAGGAACCUUGCCAAACUAUGAUAUUUACGAUAAGAGAGAAGACCUGCCCAUAAGCAGGGAACUUUGA
This is a messenger RNA of Suillus subaureus, 1314 nucleotides long. Its product is annotated as membrane dipeptidase-domain-containing protein. Gene Ontology annotation, biological process: proteolysis. Lineage: Eukaryota; Fungi; Basidiomycota; Agaricomycetes; Boletales; Suillaceae. The transcript has 10 exons. Bases 1 to 1314 code for a protein of 437 amino acids. Gene Ontology annotation, molecular function: metallodipeptidase activity. The record is from RefSeq and is a predicted model, not a curated record.